Hyaloscypha bicolor E is the source of this 722-nucleotide messenger RNA. RefSeq lists its product as uncharacterized. NCBI's taxonomy places the organism in Eukaryota, Fungi, Ascomycota, Leotiomycetes, Helotiales, Hyaloscyphaceae. The coding region runs from base 95 to 550 and encodes 151 amino acids. The record is from RefSeq and is a predicted model, not a curated record. The transcript has a single exon.
AUUUCUGCCAAGAUAUAUAAGUAUCGAAGCCUACACGGCUUCAAGCCCGCUUCGAAUCCCAGCCCUUUGUCAAACAGUCUUACAAACUAAAAUCAUGUCCGACUCGGAUUUCAUCGCAGCUCGCCAAGAGCGUUGGAGAGUAGCCCACAACUCCCUUGACGCAGAUAAGUUGAUGUCAUUAAUGACCGACGAUUGUGAUUACUCUGAUCAUGGUCACUACCCGUUUCCUAUCUCUCCAUCGCUAUCACCCCAUCUAAUGUUCGCAGGACUCGGUGUAGCACACAUCGACGGGGCCUCACUCCGCGCACUCGCCGAAUCCGUAUUCUCUUCCGUCUCACAGCUGGGUUUCGAGACCGUCUCGGUGAACGGCACGAAAGAGUUCACGGCUUGGGAGUGGACAGCUAAGGGAACGGUGAAGAAAGAGAUCCCGGGGGUGCCGUACGCAGUUGGGCAGGAGUUUGAGGCGAGGGGCUGCUCGUUGUUUUGGUGGGAUAUGGAGAGUGGUGGGGAGAAGAUUAAAGUUUUGGCGGAGUAUUCGAAGUUUUUGUGAAGUAGGAGAUGGGGGUUUGGAGCUCUUGGGUAAAAUACUCGUAAUGAGACCUGGGACUUGCUAGAGAAUUGAGGAGAUGACUACGAAUUACCUCGCAGACAACAAUUUACACUUGCGUCUAAUCAAGAAUCCGAGGGGUGAGGAAUAAGUGCAACUGCUGCCUCCUUGCACG